This is a messenger RNA of Sphaerodactylus townsendi, 5094 nucleotides long. It is a transcript of the gene DPH6, whose product is annotated as diphthamine biosynthesis 6. The transcript is spliced from 15 exons. The coding region runs from base 104 to 2206 and encodes 700 amino acids. The record is from RefSeq and is a predicted model, not a curated record. Gene Ontology annotation, biological process: protein histidyl modification to diphthamide. NCBI's taxonomy places the organism in Eukaryota, Metazoa, Chordata, Lepidosauria, Squamata, Sphaerodactylidae. Gene Ontology annotation, molecular function: diphthine-ammonia ligase activity.
AGAAACGUGGUUUAGAAGAGAUUGUGUUUGUGGCUGGUGCUUUACAGGUUGGGGUCUCUCAUAAUAGAUACUGAAGUCCAGCCCAGAGGGGGUGUUGUUCACGAUGAAAGUAGUGAAAACUUUAAUCAGUGGUGGAAAAGACAGCUGUUACAAUAUGAUGCACUGUGUUGCUGCUGGGCAUGAGAUCGUUGCCUUAGCCAAUUUAAGACCUGCUGAAAACAAAGAAGGCACAGAUGAGCUGGACAGUUACAUGUAUCAGACAGUAGGACACCAUGCCAUAGAACUUUACAGUGAAGCAAUGGGUUUGCCUCUUUAUCGUCACACCAUUAAGGGUACAAGUGUGGACAUUGGCAGAACAUAUACGAAGUGUGAAGGCGAUGAGGUUGAGGACCUUUACCAGCUUCUAAAACUUGUUAAGGAUAAAGAGGACGUAGAAGGUGUUUCAGUAGGUGCCAUUCUUUCAGACUAUCAACGUGUCCGUGUGGAAGAUGUGUGCAAACGACUUACCCUACAGCCCUUAGCUUAUCUUUGGCGUCGGGACCAGGAAAUGUUGCUUAAAGAAAUGAUAUCUUCCAAUAUUGAAGCCAUAAUCAUAAAAGUAGCUGCUUUUGGUUUAGAUCCAGAUAAACAUCUAGGAAAAACAUUGGACGAAAUGGAACCUUAUCUUUUAGAACUUUCUAAGAACUAUGGGGUCCAUAUCUGUGGAGAAGGUGGAGAAUAUGAAACAUUCACACUGGAUUGCCCUCUAUUUAAGAAGAAAAUAGUUGUGGAUUCAACAGAAGUAAUUGUACAUUCUGCAGAUGCAUUUGCUCCUGUGGCUUACCUUCGUCUAUUAAAAUUGCACUUGGAAAACAAGGUUAACUCUUUAAACAAAGUCUUAGCCAGGCGCUGUUCUUGUGACAUCAGCUGUUUUGAGGAUAGUUCAUGGUCUGCUUCAGAGGAGCAAAGUGAAACCCCUUUUAUCACAUGGCACUCCACUGGAUCUACCUUGGUGAAGUCUGAUAAGACUUUUGAAUGUUCAUGGAAAUCCCUGAGUGGUUACAACUGGUUAUCCAACAUCACUGCUGGUUUUCAUCCAUCAGAAAGAGUAAGAGUGGAAGAUCUGGCGAAAGAUACCUUUUCAUCACUCAGAGCUCAUCUAAACUCAGAAGGAUUGGAACUGAAAGAUAUUGUUUUAGUCCAUCUGUACAUGAAGAGCAUGAAAGAUUUUUCUGUGAUAAAUUCAGCCUAUAUGACAACAUUUGAUUUGUGUCCCCCAGCAAGAGUGUGUGUAGAAGCCCCCUUACCUGAAGGAAUAUUAUUUCAGAUGGACUGCCUCGCACACAAGUAUAGUGAGAUAAGUGGUGAUGUACCCUGUUAUGAGAAGCAGGUCAUGCACGUGCAGAGCAUUUCUCACUGGGCUCCUGCCAACAUAGGACCUUACAGUCAGUGUGUACAGGUUGGAGAAGUUCUUUACUGUGCUGGACAGAUUGCACUUAUACCUUGUACUAUGCAGCUCAUAAGUGCUGGCAUAAAAGCAGAGGCUUUGGUUUCCUUAAGCCACGUUGAAAAAGUCCUAAAAGCGAUGAGCCAGAAUGCUGAACUCCAACAUGUACUUAUGGCAAAUUGUUAUGUAACUGACAAGAAGUACAUUUCUGUCGCUCAAGCUACAUGGCAGAAGAAAUUAAGAGAAUUUAAAAAGGGAGAAAACAAAGACAUGCAAGAUGAUGGGCCUGCAGUAUGCAGACAACCUCUUGUGACUGUCGUGCCUUCACUUCCCAGAGCUGCAUCCAUUGAAUGGCAUGUCAUGGCUGUAGUAGAUGAGCACCAGCAAAGGAAGACGUUUGUGCUGAUGAAGUCAUCAGAGAACUACCACAUUAAAUGUGAAGCAAUCCAGUCCUCCACAGCUUGUAGUGCAGCUGUUGUCAUAUCCUUCAGCUUGAGUCCACCAUCAGCUGCUACAAUCAAUUUAGAUAUAGCCCUACAUGACACUGUGGAUGUGUUUAAGCAAGCUUUUAAGAAGCUUUCAGAAGAUCAUGACAUAACUCCCCUGGGAUUUAGAACUUUCUACCAAAACAGUGUGGUUGAAAUGGAACCACUGCGAACAGGACUGCAAGAACAUAUUGAAGAACAAAUGGGCAUGAAAACACCAGCUCUGAUCAUGGUACCUGUGGUGGACUUACCUGGCCACAUAAUUAUUCAGAUAGCUUGCUGGCUCAGCCAAUAACUAAGCAGCUAUCCCUGCUAUGAUUAUUCCAUUGGAGGAGAAGAGAUCAGUGGGAUACCUGACUGUACACUGUGUAAUAAUAACAAGCAGAUUUGUUUGUGGAAUUUUGGGGGGAAAUUGUCCUUGGCCAUCAGACAGUGGUCACAGGGAAGGUAAAAAUAGCAUCCCACAACCCUAGAAUCUUUCUAGUACUGCAUUUUUAACCAAACUAGGAUUAUGCUUCAUUCUUUAAUAUAGCUUUCAUUAAUAACUUCCUUAUAGGUUAAUUCAUACAUGGAAAACCCCUUUUUCAUAUACCUGCUUCAGUAACUCUGGUACAUUCUCAACAAGUUGUGUUACUUUGAUGUAACUCCUUAAUAUCAGAACAUGUUCUGUGGAUCAGAAUGUCAACCUGUUAGAUUUUUUUGUUAUUCAUUUAUACUAGUACUGUCAACUUAAGCUUAACAUAUUGUGUAUGUAUGUGUAUAACCAAGGCAAUGUCAGAUGCUACCUUUCCCACAUCAAGAGCAAAAAUACAUGAGGAAUCCAUUACUAGUAAUUGAAGGGUAAUACUCAAGGGAUACUUCAUAUCCCAUAAUGAAGAAAGAAAUUUCUUGAAAUGUAAUAACUGAAAGAGAACCAUCAGAUUGUAGUGCUCAUGUUACUAUGCUGGAUUUGAUGUUUAACUCAUGGGCCAUUCAAGAGCUGGUGCCUGUCCGCUGUGCCGCAACCACUCCCAGCUACCGCUCCAAAAGAUGCUUCUGGGUGGCAUGGAAGGCUUGAAAACUGAAAGACCCUCCCUGUUGCCAAGAAGCCUCUAUAGACUUACACUGCCCCAAAAGGUGGCUUAAGUCUGAAGCAGAGCCCACCAGCAUAAUGCCAGCAGAGGCCGGGAGGGAGCUGACUAACGUUGGCUCCUCCCCUGGCCAUGCGCCCGGCUCACCCCUGCUACAGCAAUGGGAGGGAUGCUGGCAUGGCAUUCAUUGCCAUGUUUCAGCACCGGGGAAGGGGGGCAGCAGAUGUAUGCCAGCGGGAUUACCCUCUGCUGGGGUAAGUGCCCCAGGGAAGUCAAAUGUGCCAGCGCAGCAGCGUGACACUCCCAAGAGUGGAUUUCCACCACUGCCCCCUUUGAAUGAAGCUUCUGGUCUUAUAAUUCUGUUAUAAUGGUUUCACAGUUCAGGCAGCCACUGUAACUCCACUAAAAUAUGUUGAGAGUUAGUCUUUGUAGCUUUUAAGCUGUUUUUCCUAAAGUUUUACCUAGCAAAAGUAUUUAAAGAAUUCAUGAGUUAUAUUUCUAUCAGUUCAAUUGCAGUAUAGCAUUUGUGUUAUUCAGCAUGCAGCCUUCCUCACUCCUGAUCUGCCAAUGGAACUUGCUAAACAAAAAAGAAUCAUCCCCUGUAUUGACUCACCUCACAGUCAGGGGCAUAAGAGGACUGACCCCACACCCUAACUCAGGGCAGUUGCUUGGUGGUCUGCAGAGUCUGACAGCAUAAAAGAAGUGGCUGUGUGUAUAGCAUGCUUACCGGAAUCCACUUUAUUGGCAAAUGAGAAUAUGCAUUCAUUUGAAAAUGAAUGAAGAAACAAAAAAGCCCCAUUAAUUUUUACAUCAAAAUUAUACUAUGCUUCACUUACAUUCCUGAUGUGCACAUUACACAUGCACAUUCCAUGAUGAGUCCUAUCUUCUCUUUUGUGGUGCUUCUUCCAUUGCUAGCCUUGUAUUGUGGAACAGGCUCCUGGAGAUAUUCUAUGGGACACCAAAUCAGGUGGACUUUUAUGAGACCUGCAAAAUGUUAUGAUGAUAAAGCAUACACCUUUUUUGUUUGUCUGUUUAGUCACAAGUAUUUUUUUAUCGACUGUAAAACACGGUCUUUUCAUCCCAUCUCUGUGAAAUCUGACCUCUACAUUGAAUGGAAAACAAAAUCAAUCUGAAAAUAUUUGUCAACUGAAACCAGUGGAAACAAAAAAAAUGAAUGGAAGUAAUUUAUUUAUUGAAAUAGUAAUAUCCUGACUUUCCUAUGCAGCCCAGGUCAUCUUGCAGAAGUAACCAUAAAACGAAGCUGCACAGUUAAAAAGUACUACAAAAUUUCUUCAUAAACAGUAGGCUCCAAGGACAGAACACGUAUCAAAAAGUGUCAGUUCAUAUCUAGUUCUGGACAUAUGACCAUUUAAAGUCCUACUGGGAAAAGUCAAUCUAAAACAGGGGUCUGCUACCUGCGGCUCUCCAGAUGUUCAUGGACUACAAAUCCCAUCAGCCCCUGCCAGCAUGGCCAAUAAAGUGAACCAAUUUCACCUGAUUUUACCCCCGCAGCCUGCUGAUCCUCCUGAAGUCUUGUGACUAAAAAAAAUCAUGUUGUCAGAGAUCAAAAAAGAUUGCUGGCGGAAUGCAGCGGAAAUCUACAUAUUUUCUUUCUAGAAGGGAGUUUGCAUUUACCCAUGAAACUGGGAUUGGAUUCUCUCUGAAAUUUAGCAGGGAUGAUCCCUUCAGUGAGGUUUACAAACCCUGAGAAUUUUAUCUCAGUUGAGAUGGUAUCACAAAGGCACUACUGACAGAAGUAUGUUUUUAUUUAACGGUUCAAAACUAAGAUCUUUUUUCUUACCUGUUUGAAAUCUGGCAGCAUGUCCCUUGGGUCAGGAGCAGAAUCCCUGAAAUUCCCUGCAAGUUGGAAGGAAAACAAAUAUGUGUUUCUCAAUGAAAUAAAACUUACAGUCUUAACAAAAAUGAAUGUUGAACAUGAAAUAAAAACUUUAAAAAAUAAAAUGGUGGUAGGGAUGAACUUCUGUAGUGGUGAGUGAUCCAUUUUGUUUCCAUUCUAUCAUAUUAGAAGAAGAAGAGUUUGGAUUUAUAUCCCCCCUUUCUGUCCUGUAGGAAACUCAAAGGGGCUUACAAUCCCCUUGCCCUUCCACCCUCA